This is a messenger RNA of Stegodyphus dumicola, 2008 nucleotides long. Its product is annotated as epithelial sodium channel subunit alpha-like. Gene Ontology annotation, biological process: sodium ion transmembrane transport. Gene Ontology annotation, cellular component: plasma membrane. Gene Ontology annotation, molecular function: ligand-gated sodium channel activity. NCBI's taxonomy places the organism in Eukaryota, Metazoa, Arthropoda, Arachnida, Araneae, Eresidae. The record is from RefSeq and is a predicted model, not a curated record.
UUAUAUUCUAUUCGGUCACUCUCGCUAAGUAGAAAGUUAAGUUCUUAGUUAUUCAAUUAAAACAAGGGUACUAUGUCUGCAUCAGAAAGUAAUUCGAAAGUGUCAUCUUUAGAGAUUAGAACACUUCCUACCUGCAAUGCUACUCACGAGAAAGAAAAUGAAAAUUUAAAAUUUGUGAUACUAAAUCUUUUGAAAAAGUCUUCGGUUUAUGCCGUAUCGCAGUUAGUCACAUCAAGUGGAAGUGGUCGCAAAUUUCUGUGGUUUCUUGUUCUUAUACUAGGAUUGCUGGGGUGUUCAUAUGAAGUAUAUCGUUUCUUAAAUUUGUACUUUCAGUACCCCGUAGUCAUCACUCUAGAAGUGAAAAACAAUUGGAAACUUGAUUUUCCCGCUGUAACAGUCUGUAACUUGAACAGGGUACCGAAGUUUUACUACCAUUGUCUAAUAAACAACAAGACCAUAGAUGAAUGUGAAGAAAGAAACUGCGGCGGUCGUCAGUUCGAAACCUUUCGCCGCGUAGUUGCAUCCGAACGGAAAAAAUAUGUUUCAUGUUCUAAGAACUUUGAAGGCAUGUUCAGUGACGAAAGAAUAGAAUGGUUGACCUUUCUGAAUCGUUACUUGGAUGAAUCCGAAGAAGCGCGUCGAAAAAUGGGUUAUAAAGGAAGUUCCUUCAUAACAUCAUGCUCUUUCAAUGGUGAAUCUUGUUCCAUCAGAAAUUUCUCUGAAUAUCUGAGCAUCGAAUUUGGGAACUGUUUUACUUUCAAUGGAAGAUACAAUGGUGAAGAAGAAACACCCUUGGAAACACCAUACAUUGGACCAAACAGCGGUUUGGAACUGACUUUAAACUUGGACGUUGCUAGCUACGUUCCGAUUACUACAAGUGCUGGAGCACGAGUGGUACUUCACGAAUCCGAUAUUUUACCGAACCCUGAAGACUAUGGUUUUAACAUCAGCCCGGGAUAUGAAACAUCCGUAGCCAUCCGACAAAUGGGCAUUUACCGUCUACCAUACCCUUACAGAGACAAAUGCAAAAAAUAUGCUGAAGAAAGCGGUGGAAUGCUAAGAAAUCAAGAAGGAUGUAUACGAAACUGCAUACAAAAUCGAAACUUUCUUCAAUGUGGAUGCGUUGACCCAUUUUUGCCUGCUAAUCAGUCCCUUGUCCGCUGUGAUUUGAGAAAUCAAACAUCUGUUUGCUGCCUUGAAGACGUCAUCAAAUCAGUCAGCGAAAGCGAUGUUCCUUGUUUUUGUCCUCUUCCUUGCAAAACUAAAACGUUUGAAAUGACAGUAUCUACUGCCGAAUGGCCAUCGUUUGCUUAUUUCAAUAAGUUUAUGAAGUCUGAAGAUACAGUAAGAAGACCAUGUUUAAUGGCUAGAAAUAAAGUGCCUGAAGAUGAUGUAUAUGAUAUCAGUAGUAUCAACCAAACUAUGUUUCCUUCUCCCAAUGAAACAACUAGAUACGGAUCUUUUUUAAGCAAUGAGGAGAAUUCUGCAUCCGAUUCAUUAUCAUCUGAUAACGAAGAAUGUAGUGGGGAAUUUAUACCAUGGAAAUGCUGCGAUUGUGAAGACAUUGAUCCUUACACAGAGAAAAAGCGUCAGUCAGCAAGAUUAAAGGUUUUCUACAGUUCUCUGGAGAAGACAUAUUACAAGCAGGAACCCAUGUUCCAAGAAUCCGAACUAUUUAGCCAACUUGGAGGUCAGCUUGGACUAUGGUUAGGUGUAUCUUUGGUAGCUCUUUUCGAAUGUCUGGAAAAUAUUUCCCACUUGAUACACUAUUUCAUAAAGAAGUCGGGAUGGAAACCGAAACCGUCACUCUCCAAUAGCUUCCGAGUAAGAGAUACAAAGAUUACUGAGAAAAUAACAAGUGUGUGAUUAAUAAUGCAACUUAUACUUGCAUCCCAUAAUGGAAAAUGAAAAACUUAUAAUACAUUGUACUUAUGUACAUUUACAAACUUAUGUACAUUUACUUAAUUAUACAGUGAUAUACGUAUAUUCAUAUAAUAAAGGGAGACUU